AUGCAAAUUUCGUCUGAUGACCCUAUCGCUCCCACCGUCUUCAUGGGUCUCCACAGUUCAACCAGGCAGCAAACCAAGAACCCCAUUCCACAUAUAUCAGGUAAAACCGAGAUCGGCAGUUUCAAGUCACACUGUGCUAGACGCCAGCCACAAAAACCGUUGGCAGGGUCUACCCGGAGAGCUCCCCUCCAGGAGAACGUUAAGGUUCUCCAGGCCGGGGCGGCAACAGUUGAUGUCCCCGGAACGGGUGGUGGCAAAGAAAACGUACCUCCUGGAAUUUCUGUCAUCGCCAACAACAAUUGCAAAUCAGAAAAUUAUUCAUCAGAGUCCAAAAUGGCUCGUCUAGGCGGACGAAACGUUACUCUCAGUACACGCAUAAAAUCCAACCCCAAAGUAACGCGAAGUCCUCCAUUGAAGCGAGUGACUUUGGGUGAAACUCGAGGAAAUAUCGUGACAGUCCCUAAAAAGAAGGAGCAUGCGCCACCUGCUGAGAAUCCUUCGGUCUCUGCAUUGAAGCAUGCACAUUCGGCCAUCGCUAUUCAACGGGCAUGGCGUUCAUUUGUAGAACGACGAAACAAGCACGUGUGUGCUAUGGCCAUGGUCAGGACGGAGUUCGCAUGUGAGGUUAUUGCUCGGUGGUGGCGCGGAGUCAAAGCCUGUAAACUGCGAGAGCAGACAGAGCAGGUGAAGGUGUUGGGGAGGACUCAACAAACAAGUCGACGCAAAUCUGCUGGUCAGAGAUCGUCUGUUCGCCAGACCCAACACAAUUCUGGCCGCCGAGGCAUUCGGCGCCUCUAA
Messenger RNA from Penicillium digitatum Pd1, 798 nucleotides. It is a transcript of the gene sha1, whose product is annotated as putative calmodulin-binding protein Sha1. The record is from RefSeq and is a predicted model, not a curated record. NCBI's taxonomy places the organism in Eukaryota, Fungi, Ascomycota, Eurotiomycetes, Eurotiales, Aspergillaceae.